Molecule: messenger RNA, 993 nt
Organism: Cercopithifilaria johnstoni
Lineage: Eukaryota; Metazoa; Nematoda; Chromadorea; Rhabditida; Onchocercidae
Source: the annotation of a GenBank genome assembly
AUGGCGCGAUGGUUCAUAGUUGGUUUUUUGCCUAUUUUAUUAUAUUUUUUGAUUCCUGUUAUUAUCUAUUUUUUUCCAUGGUGUUUACAGCAUAUAUUUUUCCUCAAUUAUGUGAAAAUACCGUUUCAAAAUUUUACAAAUUUAACACAUUAUGGUAUUAGUUCAUUGGGAAGGAAUUUUUAUUUGCGUGGAAAAAGUGGCUUACGAUUGGGAUGUUGGCACAUAUUACCAUCAGAGAUAUCGGUAAACUAUCGUGAUUCAGUGUUAAAUGCUAGAGAAAUAGAACUGCUGAUGGAAGCAUCAGAUAAUCCAGUAAUUGUCUAUUUGCAUGGCAAUUCCUUUGACCGAUCACAAUCAUCUCGCUGUGGAUUGUAUAAUUUAUUGGCUAGUAUGGGUUUCCAUGUGUUAGCUUUGGAUUAUCGCGGAUAUGGCGACUCGAAUGGUUCACCAAGUGAAAAUGGCUUGAUUGAGGAUGCGAAAGAGAUAUUUCGCUAUGCAAGAAGUCAUUCCAACUCAAGUAACAUAUAUUUAUGGGGACAUUCAAUAGGAACAGCAAUUGCUACAGCAGCUGCGAUGGAGUUUAGUGAAAAAGGUUCGCCACCAACUGGUUUGAUUCUGGAAUCACCAUUUAACAAUCUUAACGAUGUUGUUACCCAUCAUCCGUAUGCGACACCAUUUCGUUGGUUGCCAUGGUUUAAUAAAAUGGUAUUAGAAUCAUUAAAAAGAUCUGGUUUGGAUAUGAGCACUGAUUAUCGCAUCACAAAGGUAGAUUGUCCAGUAUUAAUAUUGCAUGCAGAGGAUGACCAUAUUAUUCCACUGCAGUUGGCUCGUAAACUGCGUGACAGUGCGCUGGCUGCCAAGCAUGAUGUUACGCUCAAGGAAUUCGAUGCAAGCCGCAAGUUUUGUCACAAGUUCAUCUAUCUAGCUGAUGAACUACCUAGAAUUCUGACGCGAUUUACAGAGAAAUGUACUUUAAAAGCGAAGAAAGAGUAG